AUGAUCAGCCGGGAAAAGGACGACGUAGACUGGUCUCCGGAUGAGCUGAUGUCCUCAGCCCUGAAGGUCGUGAAGUUGUCCCUGGCCAACCGUCAGGGGAUAUCUGACCAACGGAUUGUGAAAAUCAGCCAACCGGACGUUGCGCAGAGAUUCUCGAACCUUGCAAGACCACCGCGUCCACCUACUCCGAUCGACAUCGUUCUGGAGCAUGCGCGAGACGUGUUUGACCACCGCAUCCGCAUGGAUCAUCCAAGGUUCUUUGGUUUCAUCCCGUCUCCCGCAUCCGAUUGGUCUUGGCUAGGAGAUAUCCUUAAUUCAGCAUUCAACACGCAUGCUGGCAGUUGGUUUCAAAGCUCCGGACCAAGCGCAAUCGAGCAAUCUCUGAUAUCAUGGUUGGCUCAGGACUUGCUCGGGCUGCCACCAACUGCUGGAGGAUGUUUCGUUUCUGGCGGAUCAAUGGCAAAUCUAUCGGCCCUCAUGGUGGCGCGGGAUCAAAACCUACAUUUCGAAGAAAGGGCACGAGCGGUCAUCUAUACUUCCGACCAAACUCAUUCUUCGAUUGUGAAAGGGCUCCGGAUUCUAGGCUUCCACGAUAAGCAGGUCGCCCAAAUUGAGUGCGACCAGCAGUACCGCUUCAACACCGCCACAUUGCGACUUCGGAUUGAGGAGGAUCGUCGAUCGGGGAAGAAACCAUUCCUAGUCGUGGGAAGUUGCGGUACAACGAACACGGGUAGCGUUGACCCUUUAGAGGAGUUAGCCGCCAUUGCGCGAAAAGAGGGUCUAUGGUUUCAUGUGGAUGGAGCUUAUGGCGCCUCGGCGGCACUGUCCAAGAGUCGAAAGGCUGUAAUCAAAGGCGUAGAGCUCUGUGAUAGCAUCUCUUGGGACGCUCACAAAUGGCUCUUCCAGACUUACGGCUGCGGAAUGGUACUCGUGCGCGAUCGCCAAUUUUUAAUGGCUUCGUUCCGGACUGGGGCUGAGUAUACCCAAGACGCCCCAGAUGGCCCUGAAGAAUAUCCAAACUUCUGGAAUUAUACCCCGGAAUUGACACGUCCGGCAAGAGCUAUGAAGAUGUGGUUCUCAUUUCAAAUGCUGGGGAUCGAUGCGGUGGAAAGCGCUAUCGAACAUGCGUUCGAAUUGGCGGAAACAGCGCAACUAACUUUGGAGAAGCUUGAGCACUGGCAAGUCGUAUCCCCUGCACAGAUGGGUAUCAUUUGUUUCCGCUACCAACCCCCUGGGCUCGAUCAGGCAGCCCUGGAGAACCUCAACAAAGACAUAUCCAGGAUCGCGAUCGAGACCAAUGUGGCUGCGGCAUUGACGACGCGGUUGUCAGGAAACCUUGUGAUAAGGAUAUGUAGCGUCCACCCGGAACUGAAGAAGCAUGAGAUGAUGCAGGUCAUCCUAGACUUGGAUCAAAUUGCACAAGCCCAGAUGCAUCACCAAAGAAACACCGAGUUCCCACUUGAAGCGGUUCUUACUCCAACAGCUACAGACGGAGACAUGGCUCCUCAAGCUGCAGGUGUGUGGUUUAUCACAGGCUGCUCGACAGGCUUUGGAGCAGCUCUUGCGAGGGAGCUUUUGUCUCGAGGCCAGACAGUCAUCGCAAGUGCCAGAAACGUCGACAAACUACGCGAUCUGGAAGCCGCUGGUGCAGCUGUUAUCCAGUGCGAUGUGUCUGCGCCGCUCGAUACUUUGGUCAAGACGGCUCGACAUGCCCAUAGCCUUCAUGGCCGUGUCGACUAUCUCGUCAAUAAUGCAGGCUUUUGCGUGCAAGGCACAAUCGAGGAGCUGACACCACAAGAGAUACAAAACCAGUUCGACACAAAUGUAUUUGGAACACUCAAUGUCACCAAGGCGUUUCUGCCUUACUUCCGAUCCCAACGAUCAGGCGUCAUUGCCAACAUCUCAUCUAUGGGCGCGUGGCGUGGCACUCCCGGGUUAGGGAUAUAUGAAGCAUCUAAGUGGACGUUGUCUGGUCUUACAGAGACUCUCAAGUCCGAGCUGGCAGACUUUGGGAUCAAAGUGUGCUGCAUUGAACCGGGGUCGUUCAGGUCGAAUUUCCUCACAUCCGGCAACCGCAAGGUAGACGAGAGUCGAAUUAAAGACUAUGACGGCACAAGUGCGAGAAAAGUUGCGGCUUUCAUGGACCAGCGAGAUGGUGCACAGUCCGGAGACUUGAAGAAGGGGUCGAAAGUGAUUGUGGAUGUCCUGACUGGUCACACUGGGAAAGACAUACCAUUGCGACUGCCACUUGGAAGGGACGCGUAUCAGACCAUCAAGAACAAAUGCGAGGCGACCUUGCAGCUUCUGGAGGAGUGGAAAUCCAUCAUCUCGACAACCGAUCACGAUGAUGUAAGUGCAGCAUCGUGA
Exophiala xenobiotica is the source of this 2367-nucleotide messenger RNA. RefSeq lists its product as uncharacterized. The coding region runs from base 1 to 2367 and encodes 788 amino acids. The transcript is spliced from 2 exons. Lineage: Eukaryota; Fungi; Ascomycota; Eurotiomycetes; Chaetothyriales; Herpotrichiellaceae. Gene Ontology annotation, molecular function: pyridoxal phosphate binding; carboxy-lyase activity. The record is from RefSeq and is a predicted model, not a curated record. Gene Ontology annotation, biological process: carboxylic acid metabolic process.